AUGACAUCCGAUAACGCGUACGAAGUGCACGUGCUGCCGAGUUUCGUGCCCGUGUUCUGGUGCUUUGCCGGCGUCAGCGUCGGGCUGUGUUACUACGCGCUGCAGUAUGCUGCGAAAUACUCCACAACGGCUGCGUUUCUCCUGACGCCCUUCAUCUGUGUGUGCUUAGUCUUCGAUAACGCCGUCAUGGCUUCGACUGGCAUCGACCGUCGACGCACCAGUACGCAAGCCAUGUUGGCUUUCCACGCGUGUGUGACGCCCAUGCUCUUGUUAGUCUGCUACGAGCUCUCCUACUUGGUGCACAAGCAGAGAGCUGUUGCCUUCUGUGGCAUUACGUUUGACCGCAGUUGCGAUUAUAGUGGCAAUGAGGCGGCCGUUGGUUCGCGUAUGGCGAACAAACGUCGUGGCUUGUGGCUAUCGACGUGCUUGCGGAUUCUUGUGUGGCUCGUGGCUUGUGGCUUGUUAGUGUUGAAUUUGCUCGUGGCGUACCACUGGGCAUCCAACCUGUCGCCAGAAGUCACGAGUCUAUACGCCAUUCAGGGCGACAAUGUGGCUCAUGCGGUGAGCGCCAUUGUCCCGGCAGUCGUUCUUGUCAUAUUGGCACUCUAUGUUGGACUGCAGCUGUGGAACUACGGCACGCAUUACUCGUACACGGUACACGCAACGUGCUGCAAUCCGUGGAUCUGGAUGCUCGUGGGUGCCAUUGCACUACUUGUUGGCUACCUCAUGCCGUCUCCACUCUACGCGCUGUCUUCAAACGCCGGCGAAGUCGUCAUGAUGGCUACCAUCGUGCGCAUGUUUCGCGAAGUGCACGAUGACAUACAGCAAGGACUUCAGUUUGGCGAGUUUGUGACUUCGGAAGGUGCCGCGAGUCCCCGUCAAGGCUUGCCACAUCUCAAUGCGUGUCUAAUGAGCUGGCACAAGAGCGCGGGCCCGAGCAAAACAGAUGCCGAGCAACCGAUCGGGUACACAGCCUUGUCAACUCCAAACGAGAGGCCAUUUCCUGUCACACUGGCCCAUUCCUUACGCCGGGAUCAAGCGAGAUACGCAACAUCCAGCGCAAAUGCUGCCAACCUUUCGGUUGUCGUGGAUGGCGAGCGUACGAAUCAAGUGCCGUGCUAG
Molecule: messenger RNA, 1122 nt
Organism: Hyaloperonospora brassicae
Lineage: Eukaryota; Oomycota; Peronosporomycetes; Peronosporales; Peronosporaceae
Source: the annotation of a GenBank genome assembly